AUGAAAAAGGCCAAAAAAGUUUCAUGCAGUCCUCUUAUCUUAAUUCCCACCUGUUAUCACUAUUUACUUGUUGCAUUAUUGGCUGGCAUUGUUUAUUCAAAUACUCUAAGAGCGGACUUUGUGUAUGAUGAUAGAACAAGCUCAACAAAAGGCUGUCAACAAAGAGAGUGA
Molecule: messenger RNA, 171 nt
Organism: Caenorhabditis briggsae
Lineage: Eukaryota; Metazoa; Nematoda; Chromadorea; Rhabditida; Rhabditidae
Exons: 2
Coding region: 1-171 (56 amino acids)
Source: RefSeq, a predicted model, not a curated record